Hyphopichia burtonii NRRL Y-1933 is the source of this 956-nucleotide messenger RNA. RefSeq lists its product as uncharacterized. The record is from RefSeq and is a predicted model, not a curated record. NCBI's taxonomy places the organism in Eukaryota, Fungi, Ascomycota, Pichiomycetes, Serinales, Debaryomycetaceae. Gene Ontology annotation, molecular function: protein binding. The transcript has a single exon. The coding region runs from base 8 to 679 and encodes 223 amino acids.
AUAGACCAUGUCUGAAGUAGCUCAGGUUUCUCAGGAAAAGCAAUUUGUGAGUACUUUCUUACAGCUCAUCAACUUAUCUGCUGAUGCUCCCUCCAACACUUUUCUCUCGACUGAUGAUUAUAAUAAGUUAGAAUCAUUGGGUCCUUCUUUGCCAAAAAUUAAAGCAUCUUUACCUAAGGGAGGAGAAGAUGACCAAGCUUCCAAUAAAGCAGUAACUUUGAAUUUUAAGUCCAUAAAACCACCAUAUAAGUUUUCAACCCAAUUGAGUGAUGUUCCAUUGACUCAUUCUAUAUAUAAAGUCAAGACUGAUCUUAUCGAUUCUGUUUCGAAUUUAAAGGAUACCAAUGUCAGCACCACCGACUUGAAAUUGAUGAUCAAAGGUAAAGUCAUCCAAGAUUCCACUAUACUUUCAUCUGUUCCAUCUGUAACUGAUGGGUUAACUUUUAUGGUAAUGGUCUCUACUCCAAUUUCAAAUUCACAACCAGGAGCCUCAACUCCGGUAACAGAGCCAUCGAAAGACUUGGACGAUAGCGUAUCUGUUCCUAACCCUGACGAAGGGAAAUUGGAGAUCUCUCCAAGUACAUGGAAUAAGCUUCACCAAGUCUUACUUAAUGAUUUACCUAGUAAAGUAUUGGCCGAUAAAGCUUUUCAUAAACUACAAAACAACUGGGCUAGUUGAAAUAUUUUAUUCUUUUUCUUAUAAACUUCUUAUAUAAGUUGAAUAACUGAGUAUAUACAAGUUCGUAACAUCGUUAAAUAGAGUUUGUAAUUUAGUUCUUCCCGUAUUUUCUGGAUAGCAAAUCGUUCAAUCUAUGUCCAUCAGGUCUUCCGGCUCUGCGUUCGUAUACAUAAUAAGCAGCCACUCCUAUAGAUAAUGCAAGCAAAGGGUCAGAUACUCUGGAGAUCAAAUAUGGGUAUUGGAUCAUCUUUGUCUCAAGAUAUAAUACGGUCUUGCA